Ostrea edulis (European flat oyster) is the source of this 7227-nucleotide messenger RNA. RefSeq lists its product as uncharacterized. Gene Ontology annotation, biological process: signal transduction. The transcript has 15 exons. Gene Ontology annotation, molecular function: protein binding. The record is from RefSeq and is a predicted model, not a curated record. Bases 459 to 4601 code for a protein of 1380 amino acids. NCBI's taxonomy places the organism in Eukaryota, Metazoa, Mollusca, Bivalvia, Ostreida, Ostreidae.
ACUUAAAUCAUGAUUCUCUACCGACAUGUCAGACCCAUUGAAGACAUUGAGUAUAAUCAUAUCAUCAUAGCAUCAAAUUCUCCCUUGUAAAACUAAUCACAUUUCAGUUUUUACUAUGCAUAUACACUAGAGUAUAUCACCACAUUCUAUUGCUAUGUUCUUCUACAUCUUUGAAAUUAUUCUACAUUCAUGCUUGAGGUAAACUUUGAAGUCCAUGUUUAGGUUCAAUUUUGCUGCAAGUGAAUUUUCCUUAUACUUCUCGAACUGGGAAAUCUUGUCAUCAUCAGGUUUAAAAGUCCCCAUGCUUCUCAGAAUUCCUAUGAAGGUUACAAACAAUGGAGUUCCAUCUGCAGCCAGAUUGUCGAAUCAUUUCAAGCUUGUUCUCUAUGAUGUAGGAAUGAUCAGUGUUCUCCUACCGUAACAACUAGGAUAGGGAGAUACAAUACAUAGGAUUCGAAAUGGCAGAGAAACGGGUCUUGACAACUCCAACAGACGAGGGCAGUGUAGUGAAACGCCGCAAGACGCACCCCAAACAUGGCCGUGAUACGUUAUCAGAUUUAACAAAGGAUCAGCUUGUUGUUCUAUACACACUUAUGUUGUGUUGUGCCGAAGAUCUGGGAUGUAUUGACGACGCUGUGAUGGGCAGCAUUAAUGUGAUGAAAACGUUGGAUGAAUUACGUGACAAAGGACUAUGCUUGAUGACGCCAGGCUUGAUACUUGACUCUGAUAUAGAAAAAAGAACAACACGGUUUGUACACGAUGGCAGACGUUAUCUAUCUAUUUUUGACAUAGAAUCUAGAGUGAUGAGAUAUUAUGUGACACAAUGCUUGCAUAAUGACAUGGACAUAGAAUUUUUCCUUUGUAUGGCAUCUGAAAGGUGUCUACAAUUGUAUGCAGAGAAGCACACCUUUUCGUCAUUUGAGGAAAAUUGUCCUACAACAUUAAUGAGAUUAAUUGUAGAGAGCAACGUCGAAAGAUUACAGCUACAUGAAAGAGAUAUUCUUCCCCCUAACCAUGUGUCGGUAAAGAACAUUAGGAACGUUGUACGAGAUUGGUGUCAUCAGGAGAAACUAGACCCUAUACGUUGGGCUGGCAAAAUACCCAAUGAGAGAGUCAAAAGCUUUUAUUCUGCGGGUACAAUACUUCUAUCCUCAGAGAAAGAGGCAAACCCCGACAUUCCCAUAAGCGCACGGAGUAUUCUAUUUUCUAUCUUGUUGUCAAGUGGUUACAGCAUUACUCUUGAAAACGAUAACUGGAGAAGAAAACUCGCGGAGGUAAGAGAGAAAUUUUGUAUGACAGAAGUAGGACCCGAACUUGAAGAUCUAGAAACUAUCAACGAUUUAGUCGGGAAAUUGGCCAUACUCAGAAAGACUGGACAAAGGAUUACCUUUAAGUCGGAAAAUAUCAAACAUAAGGUCAUGGCUGAGUUUGCAAUUUACUGUCUCAAAACCGACAAGGACUACGAAUCAUAUCUAAUGAUGACCUCUGAAGAUUCGGUUAUAGAGUAUUGCGCAUUUUGGAGAUUUUGCAACCAUACCGACGAAGGAUGCAUAUAUAUUCCAAGAUUCUUAGAAGAUUUGCUGAUAGAAAAAUUAAGAAUAUUUGCUGUACUUCAUGCCAAAGCAAUGGGGAUGUAUGACAUCGUUAUGGAGAUGGGGUUGUUUCAUGAUUACGCUCCUAUACAGUUGAAGAUAUCGCAAACAUGUAGAGUACCCAAUGCUGUCUUCAAUAUUGACGUUAUCACAUUGACAAGAUUCAUGGAGGUUGUCAUAGGAAUGGGAUUUGAUCGGGUGAAUCUGAAUAGCGUACUUUGUUCCAUUUUGAUUUUUCAUCCGACAGUCGAUAGUGAAGAGUCGAUAGAGGACAAUGCAUUGUGGAGAGUGCGACAACUAUAUUUGAAACACCAGGAAGAUCCUAAAUUAUGUGAUCCUGAUGUACUCAAUCAGCAGAUACACAUUGAUGGAGGUAAUCAGAGACUUUCACUAUCUCCCAAAGAAUGGGCGACACUCAUUUUCAUGUUGCUGGCAGAUAACUACGUUAUUCCCAUUGACACAUUAUCCGAAGCAAAACAAAGAAGUAUCCAACAAGCGUUUCCACUGCUGCAAAGUGUUGCACUUCUAUCUGACAUAGAACGCUUGGUAGAAUUAGAGAAAUAUGAUAAAGUUUUAAGAAAAGAAGAAGACAAAAGAAUUAUCAGGUUUGCAUCAGACGAAAUCCGUCAUCAAGUGAUGAGUUACUUUGUCCUGAAUUGUCUUACAACUGAUGAGGAUUACAAGAACUAUAUCAGGCUGUCUUCAGUGGACUCUUUGUUAGAGUAUGUACGUCCAUGGACGUAUGAGGUGGGAGGAAAAGAACGAUGUUUAUAUCUAACGGAGAUACUUCUGGACGAUUUCAUCGAAAAAUUAGGGCUAGAUGCUAUACGACACGUCAUGGUGGGGGAUUAUUAUACAGACAUGACUGUUGAUUCAGUGAGAGAUAUCAUUCAAAAGAAUGUUAACGUACCACGGGAAAUCUUUGACUUGGACUAUGAAGCACGAUGCAGAUAUGUAGAAUGUGCCAAGAAAGGAACUCAGACCAUACACAAAGCUCGUGCAAUGAUCGUUGGAUGUGCAGGAGCGGGAAAAACAACUCUUCUGAAGCGACUGCAGAAGUGCGGUCGAGAGGAAAUAAACAGAAUUCAAUCAACAGUUGGAUUAGAGAUUCACGAAGACAUCUUUGAAAUAAAUGACGAAGAAAAUGUUUUGAAAGCUCUACAAGAGGAAACGAAGAAGGAAGGGAAACAACUACUGAGCAUUGUAGACUUUGCAGGCCAGUGCGCCUAUUACGCCUGUCAUCAAGUGUAUCUGAGUAGAAGGGCCUUCUACCUCCUGGUGAUAGACAUGUCCAAACCUUUCAGUGAAAGAGUUGACCCUAGGGUGUGUGAACAACAAGGAACAGUGUUUACGGACUGGACGUAUGGGGAAUACUCGUUGUUUUGGAUGAAGUCUAUUCACACCUACUGUGAUAAUGAUACCCCGAUUAUCAUCGUGGGAACUCAUCUAGACAAAACUACUGGACAGACACCCGACAUCCUGUUCAAUAAAGUAUUGGAACAUCUAGAAUUCAACGAGGAGCUCACAAAACACUUAGAUAGAAAGAGAUGUUAUGUUCUAGGUUUUGAAACAAACACUGACCAAAGUGUGGAUACGAUUAUUGAAUUAGAAAAAUGCAUGGUUUCUAUUACAAAACAUGAUCGAUGGAAGGAAACGAUCCCUACAGAUUGGGCGCUGUGUGAGGUUGUCCUUAAAGAACAGAGAAGAAAAGGACAGAAAAUGGUGUCAGUUUCACAAUUGACCCCGAUUUGUUUUGGCGGAAAUAAAGGAAAGGAUUCACAAAUCGAGGAUGUGUUGAAAUUGUACCAUGAUAUGGGGGUUGUGUUGUACUUCCAAGAGAACCCGCUCAAUGAAACUGUUAUCAUCGACAUCCAGUGGUUCGUCGAUUCCUUCAAAAAUGUAAUCACUGACCCAAAUCACGUUAGUGAUGUUGUAGAGAAUGAACAGGAUUGGAGAGAAUUUUUUAAAACUGGUCAUCUUCGGGAUAGGCUGUUGUCCAAAUUACUGAGUAAAACUUCUUACAAAAUGGAAGCACUGCACUUCGGAGAGAAUCCUUGGAACUGGCGUCUUCUCCAGUACAUGCAGCGGCUUGGUCUUAUUGCUGUGGGAGAUUCUCGUCACUACAUACCAAGCAUGAACAAACGUACCUUUGGGGCAGACGAAGGAUCCUACUUUGAAACUCUGAGAUCUAAAACGUCUGUACUUGUCUACAAAUUCCAUUUCCUGCCUUACUUCUAUUAUUUUCGUCUAAUUGUUGCGUGUAUGGAAAAUGAGGAAUGGGAUGUUUCAGAAGACGAAGGACUAUGCUUGUACAAAAACGUGGCUUGUUUUAGGUAUAAACAGCAUGACCUUGCUCUGGCUGUAACCAGAUCAUCAAUACAGCUCCAGAUUUUGCAACAUCAAAAUAAACCGAUCGAGAAAGAAGUUGUACUCCAAGUUCGUGACACUGUCGAUAUGCUGUUAGGGAAGCUGACGCAGAAUUUUCAUAAAAACGUAAUGUUUGUCGUAGGAUACCAAUGCUCAAAGCAGAAGGUAUUUGUGGAACACAACGACUGCUUUUUAGAAGAAACCAAACUAUAUGGAAAAGGGGAAAUUCCAUGCCCAAGGCACGCAGUGAAGACGUAUCAUAUCAUUAACGAACGAGAACUUCUUUAUUACUGGAAAAGGGAUGUGUUACCUGUGUCAGAAAGAACUACAGGUGAAUCCACAAUUCUAGAAGAGAGAGACUUGCUAAAGUUCAUCAAAAUGUUUGGAAAGGACAUUUACAUACAGGCGCUAUACCUUUCUCUCUCUGAAAAUGAUAUCGAAAUCAUCAAAAUAGAAUCACCGAACUCAGUCCGUGAACAGAUAUACCACAUCUUGCUGAAGUGGAAACGAAAAAGCGAACAAGGGGCAACGAUUAGAGCUCUUCGAGAGGCCUUGCGACAAUGUGAAAACGACACAGAAAUCUCCGUGGACUGGGAAGAUUUUCAGGAAGUAGUGAAAUCCAUAGUUGAUCAAGGAAAAUGAAAUUACUUUUGUUUUUCACGUGAUCCAACUGUUGACGGAAAAAUACUAUCUAUUGCCUGUCAGAAAUUAUUCUUCUUGUAAGUAUACCGUUCUGUGUAAUAUAUUCAUAGAGCGCAUAAAUAUUUUGAAAACAAUAAUCGUAAGAUGAAUAUAUGUAGUCAUAUUUAUGUAUCUAAUAUAUGUAGUCUGCUCUUUAUGACAGUACGCCUGUUUCAUUUGAUUUCUAACAUAACGAAGUCCACAAUCUUUCAUGUAAUUGAUGUAAUGUCCUUUAUGUAUAUGUUGGUAAACCUUUCUCAAGUACCAAGAGAUUUGGUGCCGAGCGAAGCGAUUUAACAACAUACUUAGUACAUGUUUCGCAAAAGAAAUGAAAACAACUUUAGAGUGAUAUGUAUGAUAUUCACUCUUUUGUGAUUGAUUCUUUUCUACCCAUAUGAUUUAGUCUGCUUAGCAAGUUGUUUUCUUAAAAAUAAUGUACAGCAAUUGUCAACUUAUUGGAUACCUACAGGUAACCUUUUCACUACAAGUGGACUUUCUCCUAUAUAAAAGCCUAAAAAGACAAAGGAUUACAUAACAAAAAUGUUUAAAUAGAUAUAUAUCGCUCUAUCAGUAUGCCUGAUCUCUUGUUUAUGUUGGUCACCCAUGGUGUUUUGUUUUAAUAUCCAAUGUUCCAUACCGAGUCUUGCAACUGAAACACCGUAUUCAGAAAGCGCGACGCCCGUCCUCGAUCAUUCCCAAUCAUUGAUAAUUAUGGUUUAAUAAUUAGAAAUACAAUGGCACGGUUACCCAACAAUGAAGUUUGGACUUGGAAUGUACCAGGUGAUUUGGUACACGCAAAAUCUUUUUGUUCAAGGGUGCAACAUGUACUAAUAAGAAUUGUAGCACGAACUGAGGUUUAAAGGUUCAGUGAACCGAAUUUCCAAAUGAAAUAUUUACAGUGAUAAUAAAUCUGAACUGACAGAGGUUCAGAAUGGAUUAAUUGCUAUGAAGACUAAAACAUUUUACAAAGCAUAUUUCAAUGUAACAAUUAUAUUUUUCAUCACAUUGUCAAUAGUACUGUAAAAUAUCAGAAUUGAAUAUUGUAUACAGCGUUAUUUUCCCCCUUGUUAUUUUUGCAGACCCCAUUUUAAAUUUUCCCAGACACAUUUGUGUUAAAAGAAAGAUAAAGAGUGAAAAUAUUUACUAAUACCAGACUUAAAAUCGUGUUCUGACACUAGGGGCGGCAAUAAAUCGGGAACGAACAUUUCCCUACAUAUGUUAUUUGUAAAUGUACUAAACAAAUGGUAUAUAUCUUUGAAUAUUGAUGCUCUAAAAAAUGAUGUAUGUGUAUAAAUAUUCUACUGUAACAACAAUUAGAUUUUGGUGUAUGUGAAUUUUCUAACAACGAUGUGAAUUAUGUGUAUACAAACGUUUAAUGAUGAUCUAAGUGUACAGUUAUGUUUUGACAAGAUGAUAUAUGUGUGAAUAGAAAUGUUCCAAGCACAAUGUCAUCAUAUGUUCUAAUCAUAAAAUGAAACUUGUGUAUAAAAAUGUUUUAAGCACAACAUUACUUUCAAAGCUUAAAAUAGCAUCUUUGGAAUAGAGUUUUAAACAUAUCAUCUAGAUGGCAAAGUGACAGUCAGGUCUUUAGAUAUUUCAUUCUGAAUUAUUGCCUUUUCGAUCUUUUAUCUACGUAUCCCAAAACCAAAAUUAUUUUGAUUUUUGAUUGCGUACUAAAAUCUGAAUGAUUAUACUUAUUUUUAUAUAUAAAUCACACUGUAGAGUGAUGUGUAUGACAUUCACUCUUGUGUGAUUGAUCCUGUUCUACCCAUAUGAUUUAGUCUGCUUAGCAAGUUGUUUUUAAGUUAUUCUGGAUUUUCGCUAUUAUCGUAGCUUACUUGCGAUGUUGUGUUUCUGUAAACAUUGCACAACUUAUAUCAACACACAUUUCGCACAUAAUUAGAUGAUAUGGUUGAUUGGUUGUAUAUUGUUUAACGUCCCUAUCAAGAAUUUUUCAAUCAUGGAGACGUCACCUUUGUCGGUUAAGAGCUGCAAAAUUUAGGCCUAUGAUCGGCGCUUACGGCCUUUGAGCAGGGAGGGAUCUUUAUCGUGCCACACCUGCUGUGAUAUGGGACCUCGGUUUUUGUGGUCUCAUCCAACUUGGAGGAGAUUAGCAAUUGUGCUAAUAAAGAAUAGAGGAAAGCAAACCUGUUCACAGGCAAUGUUUAAAUGAAUCCAUUUCUUUGAGUAUUUUAUAAAAUUAUCAACUAUUACCAUUGAUAGUAAGAGUCUUUAUGUACAUCACCACUAUGUUGUGAGUUUCUUGAUUUAUAUAAAACAAUCACAACUAUGGUUAUAUAUUAACUUACAAUUGCCAAUAAUUGUCAAGAAAAAAAAUUCUGCUCGUAAUCAUAUUGUUAUUACAAUAUCUUGUAAUCACGAGUUAUUUACCACAAAGGUAUGAGAAAAUAUUUGGAAAUCUUUUAGUAAUUUUUUAAAGAAAUUACUAGCAAAGCUCUCGAAAUUUAGAUAAUAUAUCACGAUAUUGCAAGAUAGUAUCUUUAAAAUCCAGGUUGAUUUUCUCGAAAUCAUGAGAAAUUGGUUUCACAUAUUACAUGAAUUUGAUAAAUAAACUCACAAAUUUGUA